This is a messenger RNA of Hyalella azteca, 3776 nucleotides long. It is a transcript of the gene loj, whose product is annotated as transmembrane emp24 domain-containing protein 1-like. The transcript has 6 exons. The record is from RefSeq and is a predicted model, not a curated record. Gene Ontology annotation, biological process: Golgi organization; intracellular protein transport; endoplasmic reticulum to Golgi vesicle-mediated transport. Gene Ontology annotation, cellular component: Golgi apparatus; endoplasmic reticulum-Golgi intermediate compartment; endoplasmic reticulum. NCBI's taxonomy places the organism in Eukaryota, Metazoa, Arthropoda, Malacostraca, Amphipoda, Hyalellidae. The coding region runs from base 143 to 853 and encodes 236 amino acids.
UAUUUUGUUAGCCCAAAAUUUGAUUUUUUUCAAGGUUAUUAUUUGAAAACCAAACAGAAACAUUCCAGGAAUUGCUUGUAAAUAUCUAAAAACAUUACAGUAUUUUCAGAAAUAAUUUUGUAAAACUAGAUAAAUUACUUACAUGGCUGACAUGGCUCAUGUUUCUGAAACAAUUUUGCUGUUGUUUAUAUUUUUAUUUGUCAAUGUAGUUGUAUCAGAAACUGAUUGGGCAGAAAAUUCUCCAGGGCUUGCAAUGGAUUACAGGAUUCACAUUGAUGCAGGCAAGGAAGACUGCUACUAUCAGUAUGUCCAUCCUGGCGGCACUAUCUUCACAAGCAUGAAUGUCUUGAAAGGAGGUGAUGGAAUGGCGGGUUUUGCAGUUCGCAACCCCAGAGGUCAAGUGGUUCACCCGUAUGCUUGGAAACAAAACUCUGAAUAUGAAGAAGUGUCUGAACAAGGCGGUUACUAUGCAAUCUGCAUUGAUAACCAGUUCUCAAAAUUUUCUGAUAAAUUAAUCAAUUUAUACAUUACUACAUUCAGGCCUGAUCUAUGGGAGCAAUACACAGCUGAGCUUGAACAAACAGACAUCCAUGUGGCAAAUUUCACUGAGAGCUUACGUUCAGUUGACUCGCGGAUCAACGUGAUGCUGCAGCAGCAAGCACAGAGCAGAGCCAGGGAGGCUAGAGACUAUCAGCUGCUGCUGGACAACAACAACUGGGUUUUCUACUGGAGCAUCGGUCUCUGUGUAGCUCUGGUAGCAACUUCAGUAACCCAGGUGGUAAUCAUCAGAAGACUUCUUGGGGACACUGGCUUGGGGGGCAGCAGCAGCAGCAGUAAAGCACCAAGGGCUUGAAACUCGCGUCGAAAAUCAUCCAUACUUUUAUUUUAAUGACUGACCAUUGAGGUCUACUGUUCAUGAGUAUUAAUGCUUGGUUGUGCACAAUAUUUUACAAUUUUAGCCUGCGGAUUUUGCUGUAUGGACCUUGAUGGUAUUUUGGUUAUUGGGGCUGAUGGAAAAGAUUUCUGUGUGUAUCAUUUGCCACUGUAGGUAUAUAUGCGCGACCACUUCAUUCAUGUUACUAAAUAUUUCUGGCUCGUAUUGAUGUGAGGAUAUAAGUAACACUUUAUUGUUGAGUCUGUGUCAUGUGUUUGGCCUCUCACAUUCAGCACCAUGUCCAGUUCAUGAGAUGGCCACUUUGGCCGGAUGUGUCCUUAUAAGGUUGUGAUGCGCUUUGAUUGUUUGAAGUGCUGGCAAUGGUUCUGCAGGAUUUAUGUAAACUUUGUUAUCUAUAAAUGUCAUAAAUUAUAUAAAAGUAUACCAGGAUAACAAGCCCGUCUGCCAAUGGUCUUUUUUAAACGUAUGUGCAAUAUACUCACGGGUGACAAAUUGAUGAUCUCUGAUCAUUUUGGCUGACGGAGAGUGUUUCAAAGUCUUUAUUCGCGCAUGUGACAUGCAACUUUUAUUCAGUCUUAUGAUAAAUGUUGUUGGGGUGUGAGUGCAGGGCUGUAAGGAUGUGUAAAAAAAAGCUGGGUGUUUUUAUUUGAUUAAGAUUACCCAAAGAUUGAUUUCGGAUAUGCAUGCUUGAAAAUUACUGAUUCAAGUUUUAUUCUCUAUUAAUGAUGCAUUAAAAGUGUCCCAAUUUUUAUUCUUGUGCUAUUGAAAAUAAUAUCGCCUGUCGAACACAUGCCGUUAAUUGGCACACUUGGAAUACCUGACCAUGUCCAGAAUUUUUUUAAUUGAUUUAGUUUGAUGAAUCUCUUUUUCCUACAUCUGAUUUCUGUUGAUAUAAUUCUGAAAUUUCUUAGAAUCUCCCAAAUUUUGUAAUGGGACCUACAAUUGGAGCCCUAGUACAUGUUUAUUUUUAUUCUAUGUCUCUUAUUAUUUUGUAAUUCAAUCGAAGAUACACGAAUGAAGUCGCCAUUCAUUCUAUUUGUUCAAAUCUAAUGUUUUUAAUUACAUUCUAUAUGUGAUCGCCGGGCUACUUCAAUUUUUGGUAUAGCUUAUAUUGAUAUGAGCAAUCCGUUUUCUUAUUUCCAGUCUCUGGUUGAGUGGUUUAUUUCUUAUAGCCUUACGAACCUCAGUUCACUGUUGAGUUAGACAGCUUCUAAAACGACAUUUCUAUACUGACGCUUUUAUAUUAUUUUUAAUAAUUUCAUGGCCCCUGUAACCUGCUUGUGUUCACACAAACUCCCGAUCCUCCCCUUGCUGGUUAUUACUAUAAACUUGAUGCUAAAUUAGUCUAAGUUUUCAUCAUCACCGUUGCGUAUUGGAAGCUUAUUAAUAACUUUAUGAAAGAGUCUAUUUCGUUUUUUUAGCAGGAAACCUUUUUCAAGCGAAAAUUUUAGCUACUUAUGGAAUUUAAAUUAUUUUGUACAUCACUGUCGUAAAUGUUUGAUCCUAUUUUCAGGCUUGUUAAGUUUUUUAAUCUAAUUGGUACAUUAGAAAUUUUUUGCCUUGAACAUUGUUAACGAAUAUUUUUCAAUAAUGAGUAGUGGAGUCUUUCUCCUUUUCAGGAAAAUUGUCUCUUUUUUCUUGGUAAAAUAUGCACGUUUAGAGAACUGACGUAACUAAAUUGACUGACGGUUACACAGUAUUACUCCCCUUUAGUCUCUCUUGGACAGCGCGUUCUCAUUUCGGUCAUAAAUAUUACUGCCAGUUUACUUAAAGAAUCUUAUUUCGUGUUGCGUUCUAAUCAGGGUAACCAGAUUGUUUCGGUUUGAGUUGAUAUAAUUUUAAGUUCAGGUUGGAGCUUUAGUCGGAUCAGCUUUUAUAAAUGAGUGCAAAGAACUUUAUUUGUGUUAGCUGCAUCGUAUGGUCAAAGAAAGUGAUUAUGGUUGGGCAGAUGUGUCCUUGUUCACCGAUUACUUGGAAAUUUUUUCUUUUCUCUGAAAGGAUAAUGGAAUAAUAAGUGUUGUGAAGAAAAUUAUUUCUGUUACUGUGUUUUACGGUUCUUUUUUAGUUAUAAUUUUAAUUGUUUCUUUGCUGGUAUUGAUGGGUCUUGGAACAAGGUUUACUUGCAUGUUGUUUAACUUAAUCAAUUAUCUAAACAUGGUAAUUUUCUACUGUACUUCAUCGUAAUGAACAAAACUUUGAAAAUGAGAAUCUCUAUCUUUGAAAGUCCCAAAGUUAGGUCCUCUGAUCUCCGUGUGUGGAGCUUCUUUAUACGACAGUUUAUUAUGCUUUUACUUACUGAUUAGUUAGUAAUUAGUUUGGGAGUACCUGUUGUUAUUUUUGGUGUGAGGCAAGCUGUGUGAUUGCGCUUGUGAAGCAUUGUCCAGGCAGUGUGCUGGGUUCUAUCACUGCGUUAGUUAAUCUCAAACUAAACCUCAAUUAUUGUUUUUAUUGUAGUCAUGUUCUGCUAAUUGAAGGAAGAGACAAGGUCUGCUGACCGUUGUUGCUUCUCGACCUAAAACUCAUGUUAUUAAUUGCUGUAAAUGAAAUUAGUAUAAAUCUUAGGAUUUUAUUUGCUUCAAGUACGCAUGUGUUCUCAGAUGUUCCUGUCCGUCCAAUAUUUGAAAGCUGCAACUUUUUUCCUUUAUUUAGCUCGGUUCUACAGCAAUGAAACGAGCUAAGUUUCAUCUUUAUGAAUGUUCUUAUUAGUUUGCCUUUAAUUUGCUUUCUAAAAUUUCAAGACGUUCUUGUGACGUUAUCUUCUUUUCUCGGGGUAAUAUUAGAAAUAUACUAAGCAAAAAGUUUAUUUGAAACUUCUAGUAUAUUGUGGUGCAAUGGAACAUGUUUAUUUUUGGUAUACUAUUUGAUGAAAGUUUAUGCUUCA